AUGAGACUAGGAGGUCGUCUGAAGAACGCUCAACUCAGUCCAGACGAAAUACAUCCAAUAAUCCUGCCCAGACAGUCAAGGUUCACCACAUUGGUCAUUGCCGAAGCUCACCAGAGAACCCAAUAUGGAGGUACCCAACUGACUCUAGCCUACACGAGACAAAAAUACUGGAUCGUAGGAGGCAGAGGUACUGUCAGAGCAUACAUCUUACGCUGCGCCAUCUGCACCCGUCAUCGAGGAAGACAAGCUCAACAGCAGAUGGGUCAACUGCCGUCAACAAGGAUUUCACCAGCCAGGGCAUUUCUCCACACAGGAGUGGAUUAUGCAGGUCCAUUCCCCAUCCUGAAGUGGAGGCCAACAAAUGCACAACCAGGAACAGUGCAUAUAGCAGUAUUUGUGUGCUUCACCACGUCAGCAGUUCACCUAGAGCUCGUCAACAGGCAAAAAACAGAGGCUUUCAUCGGCGCCUACAAACGGUUCACGGGAAGACGUGGCAUUCCAGCAGUCAUGUAUAGUGACAAUGCCACCACCUUCACAGGAGCAGCAGAGGUCCUAGAGCAACUUUAUCACCAGGAUUCAAGAGAGAACCAACAUGUUCAGGCUGUCCUCGCAACCCAUGGAACUCAGUGGAAGUUCAUCCCGCCAAGAGCACCACACUUUGGUGGUAAAUGGGAGGCAGCCGUGAAAUCCGUGAAGUAUCACCUGAAGAGGAUACUAGGACCAUCUACACUCACAUACGAAGAGCUCAACAGCGUGAUCAUCCAGAUAGAAGCCUGUCUCAACUCCAGACCAAUCUGUCCCAUGUCAGAUGAUCCAGAAGAUCUCCAGGUGCUCACUCCAGGACACUUCCUGGUAGGAGAACCCCUUCAACUAGUACCAGAACCAUCUCUUCUCCAGAAACCUAGCAGCAAGCUACAGAGAUGGAACCUCGUCACCCAGAUCACCCAACAAUUCUGGUCCAGAUGGUCUAAAGAGUGCUUGCAGAGAUACCAAGCAAUCUACAAAUGGAACAAUCAACAGGACAACAUCAAGGUCGGCGACAUGGUCCUGAUGAUGGAUGAAUAUCCACCAGCAACAUGGCCAAUCGCCAGAGUCAUCGCAACACGACCAGGAGCAGAUGGACUCACCAGAGUCGUCACACUGAGAACAGCAAGAUCCCAAGUGGCAAGACACGUAGACGGAUCACCAGACCCUCAAAAUAUAAGGGUAACUUACGCCGAGUUUGACAGACCAAUCGCCAAACUCUGUCUUCUACCAUCAGAUCCACCACCAGCAGAAGAACCUCCAGAAGAACAACAAGGGGACCUCCAGGAAUCACAGGACUGA
Diachasmimorpha longicaudata is the source of this 1326-nucleotide messenger RNA. RefSeq lists its product as uncharacterized. Gene Ontology annotation, molecular function: nucleic acid binding. The transcript has a single exon. Lineage: Eukaryota; Metazoa; Arthropoda; Insecta; Hymenoptera; Braconidae. The record is from RefSeq and is a predicted model, not a curated record. Bases 1 to 1326 code for a protein of 441 amino acids. Gene Ontology annotation, biological process: DNA integration.